Messenger RNA from Heterotrigona itama, 2336 nucleotides. The record is from the annotation of a GenBank genome assembly. NCBI's taxonomy places the organism in Eukaryota, Metazoa, Arthropoda, Insecta, Hymenoptera, Apidae.
AUGGGUGAAGUAAGAGAGGAGAUUGUGUUUCGUGCGAGGAUUGCUGCAUCAAUCUCGAGUAUCAGUUUACUGCUCGAUGGUAUUGCAAGUAUCUUCGGACACAAUGCUCGUCUCGUAAUCGAAUCGUCGCAACGAGAAAGAAAAAGUGUGCGAAAGAGGCAGAGAGCUAGUGAACUGCUUGAAAAAUUUCCCGCUUUAUUCUCGGACGAUGGUAGAACGCAUGCCGGUAGAAGCCGAGAAAGUUGCGGCGGGGUCGGACGAAAUAUCGCCAACGCCUUGAUCAGCCUUGGUCUGAAUGCUACACGGUUAAUAUCUGUCGUUGGUAACGACCAGCCUGGGAAAGCUAUAAUUAAAAGUCUAGGAGAUGGUGCCCAGACCAUCGAGCAGUUGUCAAAUAUGAACACAGCUAGGUGUACCGUAAUCAUCAAUUACAAAGGAGAAUGUCAAUUUUCAAUCGGCGAAAUGGAAGUAUUUGCUAGUAUCAGUCCAGAUGUGGUGAAGAAAUACCAAUCGUGCGUGGAGAACUCGAGCUUCAUCGUUCUCGAUGGCAAUCUACCGCUGGACACGAUACGAUACGUAUUGGAUCUUGCAGCAUGCUCAAAAAUUCCAGUUUGGUACGAACCUACAGAUGUGAACAAGGCAACAAAAGUAUUUGAAGCAAAAUCACAGUGGCAAAAUGUUUUGCAUUUUAUAUCACCAAAUAGAAAUGAACUGUCAGUUAUCGGGAAAUAUCUUGGCAUACCAGUACCUGACAACAAAUUAUUUAUGGAUUUAGAAGAAGUGAAAGCAAUUGCAGAGCAGAUAGCCGAAUUUAUCCCAGUGGUUAUAAGUACAUUAGGAUCACAUGGAGUAUUGGUCGCUCGUAAAGCCUUAGGAAAUGAUCCCUUUUAUGAUAAAGAAGGAAGAUUGGUUGCUCACACUACGAUCACAUCUCGCUUAUAUCCUCCUUUAUUUUUUAUUUCUGAUGAUCCAAAUGAAACAUUCAAUGUGAACGGUUGUGGUGAUUGCCUCACUGCAGGAAUAAUUUACGGAAUUCAUAAAAAUCUAGAUGAAACUAGUUGUCUUUCCUUAGCUCUAAAAGCUGCUGCGCUUUCUUUGACUUCGUUAGAUGCAGUUCCUACUUCACUUUCAUUAUUAUGCAAUGAUAUAAAAUGUAGGUAAAUAUUGACAAUUAAAAACUAUAUAUUCAUACAACCUAUACAUUUUGUUUUCUAAAAUAUAUAUUUUUCUAAGGUUGAGUAAGUGGAUAAAUUUUAAUAAAUAAUUAAUAGCUAUAUAAUUGUAAUUAAUAGCUAUGCCUUUAUAAAUUAAUUAUCUUCCUUCUUUCCCCAUUUUCUAACAAAUUCGGCAACAUUAAAUUUCCGUUUACAUCCCUCAUAAUUCAUGUAUCUUAUUUUUCCAAAUAUAUCUCUUUCUGACCAACCAUGAUCAUGGAUACCACAGAUAGACCACAUACAACCUACAAAAACAAAUACAAUGUAUUAUCUCAUAUAAAAUACAAAUAUUCAUACACAAGUAUAAACUGGGACAGAGAACUGACCUACAUAACCAUUAGGGUCACAACCAUCUAUGCUGUAUUUAUUAUUUAAGUAAUUAGCCCAUUCUAAUGCAAUCUCGGGUGUUUCAGUCCAUUCUAAUAUUUUUUUUGCCCAAUACAUUCUUAAAAAUGCAUGCAUCUUUCCAACUGUUACCAUUUGAUUUUGACAUGCAUUCCAUAGAUCAUCGUGAGUUUUAAAAUUUUCUAAUUGACUUAAAGAAUAUACAUAUUUUCGUUUAUCCUUCCUAAAUGUAAUCAACUAUUAAUAAUUAAUAUACACAACUUAUAAUAAAUAAAAUAAAUUACCUAUGUUUAUUUAAUGUUUCUAUAGCCCAAGGAUAGGCACCUUCAACAAGAUCAUACUUUUCAUUAUAGAAACAAAAAUUAUCACUGAGUUCUCUUCUAAUGAUAGCUUCCUCCAUGAAGGAUUCAACUGACUUUUUAUACAAUCUUUUAUAUUCUUUUAUUUCCAAAAUACAUCGUUGUACUGAGAUCAUACCGAAAUGAAACCAAGGUGACAAAUUACUAGUGACAUUUGAUAAAGGAUUAUUACGUUCAUCUCCAUAUUUUUGUAAACGAUUCUGUAUAAAAUUUUCUAGUUCCUUAAUACCACCUAUAUAUCCUGGUUCAGCCCAUGUAAUUUCAUUCACUGACUUAUCUGCAUCUACAUCUUGCAAAGCUAUAUCCCAAUUAUUUCUUUCAAAAUUUUCUUUUGUUAAAUAUGGAUGCUCAAUAACAGGAGGAAAUUCUGUUAAAAAUUCCUCUAGUUUUACAUUUAUUUUAUUUCUUAUAGUUUUAG